GAGCCCUCUACAGAGAUGUUAUGCAGGAGAACUAUGAGACGGUGGUCUUGCUGGGGUUUCCAGUUUCCAAACCUGAUGUAAUCUCACAGCUGGAACAAGGGGAAGAGCCGUGGGUCCCAGAUCUCCAGGGCUCUGAGAAAGAAGUGCUCCCAAGAGCUGCCUGCACUGGGAGUGACCUAUGUCUGGAUCCUCUCUCUCUCCCAUCGGGUGAUGGGAGGGUGAGUGAGAACGAGGAGAAACCCCAGCAGGAAGGUGCUGAGCAAAUAGAAGCACAUGGGACGUUAUCAGGAAGAUCCAAAGGGAACGAUUCCAGGAGUUGUGCACUGCCAGCAAAAGCAAAAACCUCUGAGAGUCAGCACAGGCCAGAGGAAAACUUCAGUAGCCACUCAGACCUUAUUAAAUGUGAAAGAAUUAACUUGGAAGAGACACGCUACACAUGCCAUGAGUGUGGGAAAAGCUUCAAUGUGAGCUCAGACCUUCUCACACAUCAGCGAAUCCACAGAGGAGAGACGCCCUACACAUGCUCUGAGUGUGGGAAAAGCUUCAGUUAUAGCUCGCACCUUAUUAUACAUCAGAGAAUCCACACUGGAGAGACACCCUACACGUGCUCUGAGUGCGGGAAAAGCUUCAGUCAGAGCUCAAACCUUAUCACACAUUACAGAAUCCACACUGGCAUGUCACCCUACAGAUGUUCUGAGUGUGGGAAAAGCUUCAGUCAUAGAUCAGCCCUUAUUAGACACCAGGGAAUCCACACUGGAGAGACACCCUACACGUGCUCUGAGUGUGGGAAAACCUUCAGGCUUAGCUCAGCCCUUACCAUACAUUGGAAAAUCCACAGUGGAGAGACACCCUACACAUGCAAUAACUGCGGGAAAAGCUUCAGUCAUAGCUCAGCCCUUAUUAGACACCGGCGAAUCCACACGGGUGAGAUGCCCUACAUAUGCUCUGAGUGUAGGAAACCCUUCAGGCAUAGCUCAGCCCUUACCAUACAUUGGAGAAUCCACAGCGGAGAGAGACCCUACACGUGCAAUAACUGCGGGAAAAGCUUCAGGCAUAGCUCAGCCCUUAUUAGACAUCAGAAAAUCCACAUGGGCGAGAACUGUAACAAAUGCCUUGACUAGGGCUGGCCAAAGAUUUUUUUUUUUUUUUUAAUCACAUUUGCUAAUUCCCACAUAGUGAUCUCUGCACCAUUUUCACCGUGGUGUCUCAGCUCCCCCAGAUGAGUUGCCUGCUUCUGCCUUUUGCAGCUCACCCUUCUUUAGGGUCAGUCCUGUGAUCUUUUCUAUCCACUCCUUUCCUUUUGCGUCAUAGGAGCGUGUGACCCUCCAGCCAGGAAUGUUCAUCAGCUCCAGGUGGGAGAGAGAGGUUUGAUCCCAACAAGCUACACUGAGGCAAAAACUACCUGUGCCUUACAUCCACUAGGACUGUACAUGGCAUUGGCUGCUCAAGUUAGUGAUCUUGGUGUAAAAAGACAAUUAUAGUUGUAGUGCAGAUGCAGCCCAUGUGCAGUGGUUGGCAUUAGCUUUCCCCUUGACCUGACCUAAACUCCAUGACUUUUCCUAGUCUAAACAAACCCUGAGCAUCACGGUUAUACUGUUCCCCCAGUUCAAAGCAAUUGUUAGUCAUCAAGUUUCCCCUUCAGGAACAAAUUAUCUCAUUCCCAGUUGCUCUGAUGUUGCUUCAGGUUGUGCUGGAGAGCAGAUAUUUCUACCACCAUUUUCCUCACUUAAAAUAUAUUGAACUAUAACAAAGAGCAGGAACAGGGCAAGGAUAGGAAAAAAUGUCAUUUCACCCUCUGUAACAACAGAAGAAGAUAGGGUACGUCAGAGGGAUUUCCUUAUUCCCCAUCACCAUCCCAAUCCCCCUGUUGUUCAAUUGGUUAGGUCAAUAUUUUUUCUAAAUGGCUGGGAAGAGGAUUCCCUAGUAAAUGACUUGCAACUAAGCAAAAUAUCCAUGCAUUUGCCUCCCAAAGCAGUUGUGGCCCAGGCCCUGCAGGAGGUCGCCCCUGAAGAUAUCUCCUUCCUAAUCAGGUGCGUGUUGCCUAUUAUUUGGGAAAUGCAAUCUCUAGCUAGGUAGGGAUGGGAAAAAUGGAAGUGACAUUUCUGUUCAGCUCACCCCUGGGAGGAGAUGCUGCAAAUGUGUAGAAAAUGAAAUCCGUGUUGAGUGUGAUACAGCUGCAGAAAGAAACCUAUUUUUAAUAGAUACCUGACAUUUGGUGUCUUACAGGGUUUCUAAACCACACCUGAAUUUAGUCCCUAAUUUAAAUCUGUGCCACCAGAUUAAAGAAAUAAAAGGGCAUAUUUGGGGAGUUAUACAUCACUAUCGCUAUUGAUAUGUUGGGUGGUUGGUGAAGAAUUCUACGCCAGAGAAGUGUAAAAUUACUCCAAGUAAGGUCAAAGAUUUGACAAGAACUCAGGUAGAAAUUGCAGGUACGAGUGGUUGAUUUUUCACCCCAGAGAUGGAAGCUAUGGUGACUGUGGCCCAGGUAAACUAUUUUUAGAAUAAAGAACAGGAGUACUUGUGGCAUCUUAGAGACUAACAAAUUUAUUAGAGCAUAAGCUUUCGUGGACUACAGCCCACUUCUUCGGAUGCAUGUGAGAGAAAUAGCAUGUACGAGAAUAGAGACCCAAUAUAGACUGUUGUUAUUUCUAUUUCAAAUGGAAUUUAUUUUGAUAAACUUUAAAAUAAAUUUUCUGUUAAGAGGAAAAUUGCUUGAGAUAAGAUGUGUAACCUUUUACUCGGUUAGAGGGUAACAACCACAGAGUUCCCCAAUUCGCUUUUUUGCUAAGCAAAGACACAUCAGCCAGGAGAGGUCCGAAUUUAAAAUGGUGAUGGAUGCAGGAUGAUUUAUUUUUGCAACUAGUUAUUUUUAUGGGUGUUGAGGCCCCUUUUCCUUUGGAGGAGGCCAGCUGUUAGAGCCCAGCCAUUUAACCCUCAGGCCUGGCCAUGGAAACCUCCCCAUAACUGGCCUUAUGUUUCUUUCAUGUUUGAUACCUUUGGGGUUCGCACGUCCACACUACAUGCGGUUUAUGACACCAGAUAUUUUGAGAAAACUGCUGGGUUAAGCGGGGCUAUUCCAAACUGACAUUGGCCCAAACUCUGCCUCAUUUCAAUUGGAGUGGGACACGUCUGUAUCAAAGGAUUAGUUCACACCUGAUUUGCCCAGAGACCUCGGGGGAGGUGUAGUAAGGUGGGGUAAGCUGGAAUCUACAACAAUAAAGUUAAAGGUAAGGGUGGAAGUCCUUCAGUUUUCAGAUCAACACGCCUGUUCUGUUCAUUCCCUCUGGACCAUCUGGCACUGGUCACUCUCAGGCAGCAUACUGGGCUAGAUGGACCAUUGGUCUGACCUAGUAUGACCAGUCUUGCGUUCUAUCUUAUGUAAGUCAUCUAAGAGAGACUGACUGCCAGGAUCCCAGGACUGAUCCCCUCUGGGGAAUGAAGCACAACAGCGACAGGCUAUGCAGCCUUCACUAAUCUCCCUGUACCUGAAAAGCCUGCAACCGGAAGUGCUGGACCAUCUAUGUCAUUACCUGAUUCCUAAACUGCAGCUACAGUUCCUACUCCAUGUGAAUCCAAAGACAAAGAGCUGCAGAGAUCCAACCCCUUGUAAUCUUUGAAAUGUAUUUUCCUUUUUCUAUUUUUAUCUGUUUUUUUAUGAAGGUGGAGCCUUCCCAGCCUUUCUACUAGAUUGGGGUGUAACAGUGUGGCUCAGUGGGGGUGAGUGUGUGAAUGCCUCUGAAAUCUACACAGGGAAAAUGUUAGGACAAAUAGUUCCCCAAAUCUUAAUAGCCUUAAAACUCUUCCCUAUGAAAUGACUGAAUGCAUGCUCCUCACCUAUGGAAGCAUUGCAAGGAAUUGAGCUGUCUGAUAUAAAUUGUUCAGUGAGAGCUAUUUGAACAUGUUACUAAUGUCUCAAUAAGGUCUGUAUCUGUGUUUUGGGGUGAGAGGGUGAUGAGAAGUAUUAGCUACACAAUAGUGAAAUCUAAGGAGAAAACUAAUUAGCUUUGAGGUUGUAGGCUAAAUGUAAGCAAUAAUUUGGAUUUGGUAUUGAAAUAUUCAGCUGUCUAAAUCUGGAAUGCACUGCCUGGGUGAAAAUCUCUGAUUGGGGUUUCAGCAUCACUAAAUACGCACCUGCCUCCAUGGGUUGCUGUUUUAGGAUUUAUAAGGGUUGAUUUUCUGCUAUAUUUAUCAGAUGGUUUGACUAAAUUGACGACUUGAUUCCAAUGCAAUAUCCUUGUUAACUGCCUGAUUUACUGAUUUGCCCUGAACUUUGUCACUGUAUUGUUUAACCGUUAGUUAGCUGAGUAGUAUUUAUAGUCAUUUAGCCUUACUGAAGUGUGUUGUUGGUUUUAUUUGUUCAUGUUAAUAAAACAUGUGUGACGCUCUGUACCUCAGGGAAACACCCAGCACCCCCUUGUUCAUCCUUGUAAAAUGAUUGUGUGGUAUCCAAUGCAAAGUUUGUCACGUUGGGUGUCUUCGGAAGGUUCAUGAUGCACUGAGC
Messenger RNA from Chrysemys picta bellii (western painted turtle), 4501 nucleotides. Lineage: Eukaryota; Metazoa; Chordata; Testudines; Emydidae. The record is from RefSeq and is a predicted model, not a curated record.